ACACACUUCGCAUUCCGUUACCCAGCACCAGUGAAUCUGGUGAAAGUUUUGUUGUGUAUUUAGUGUUUUGCCGAUGCUGAUAAGAAAAUGAACGGACUAAUUGUGUUUAACAGCGCCAACGACGUUGUGUACCAGAAGCUCAACGAGCCGCUGGCGCAGAAGAUCCGGGGCGUGGCCACCACCCAGGGUCUGCUCCCCGUCGGUGCCGCCCUGGACAGCAACGUACUGCUCCAGAUUUUCAGCCCCAUCGUUGGAUCUCAGCGGAUUAUGCAGUGCCAGUUCGAUAAUGCGUACUCCAGCCUGCAGUGUGAGCAGGGCUUCAAUUUGGUAUUCGGCGAACUUCUCGGCUUCACCUUUCUCAAGAUCGGGCAGAUUCCCGUCGAGAUGCUGGGUCGCCAAAUGGGUGUGGCCAUUUCGCUGACGCGCUAUUGUUACGGCGCCAAUUUGUUUGCCGCCCAGGCGGGGGCCAUGCAGCAGGAGCUGCUGACGCAGUGCCUCGACUGCUAUGAGACGUUGCUGUGGGAGGAGGAUCAGACGUACCUGCUGGAGGCCAUGCCUAGGCUGCUGAUCAACACGGAACUAAAGAGGACUAUCCAUCUGACGCUGGACGCCACGCUUGAGCACUUGCGUCAGCUGGGACUGCCCCGAGCCCAUGCUCUAUUGCUCGUCUCCAACAAGCUGGUGGCCGUGAACAGCACUCGGCAAGCUCUGCCGCUGUCUGCCGCCGACCUGCUAUUCCUCAGCCUCAUGUCACGCGCUUUCCAGGCGCCAAAGUCACCGUCACAGAGGGCUGUAGCUGUAUUCCUGCAGGGUGUCUCCCACGAUGUGAACUCUGGCUGCGUUCCCAGUAUUGUGCACAUUUCGCGCUUGCACGGCAACCAAGUUCUGCUGCAGGUCAUCGAGUACGCACACAUGCCACUGGCCAGCUGCAUCUACGAUUCCUUUUAUGUGCUUCAAAAAAUUGUGGCCGUGCAGCAUCAGGGCGAUUCGGAUGCGCUGAAGCCCGCCUUCGAGAACCUUGAAACGUUUAUUGUGCAAGCCCUGAACGCUUUAAAGAGGUACCUGAAACAGCGAUCGGAAACCGAUGACCUGGAGAACUGCACGAAGAAGUUCGCCGCCAAAUGGGAAAAUCUUCGCAAGAUGUACACUGAGUACUUCAAGAACUUUGAGCGCGAGCUGCUGGUGAGAAUCGAGUCCAAUUUGCCCUCGUUUGGAGAGGAACUGAAGCAGAUAUUCACACUGGCCUGCUGCGACAGCUCCAGUGUCCAUGAGCUGGAUCAACUCUCUGAUACAGCAGCGAAUGUGGAGGCCAAGCUACUUGAGUUCGCUGAAUUUCUGGCCGUUAAGGCCGCUCGUAACAUAUCCAUUGAUGCUUACUUGGAGGAUUUCCCGGGUCUGGUGCACUUCAUGUACGUCAACCGCAGCCGAGGAGAAAUGCUUGCUCCGGAUCUGCGACCCAACCAGCUGGUGCCAAAGACAAAGCUCUGGAGCAUGGUGGAGAUCGCGAGGAAUUACCUUAAGAAGGGCCAGACCACAGUGAUGUGGAAGGACAAGGCAUUCCACUACUCGUACUUUCUCUGGUUCGAGGACAUGUCUGGUGGCGUUCUUAGUACUGUCGUGGAUUUGCAGCAUCACUUUCUGGCCACAGGGGCAGCCAGUGGCAAUGGUUCGAAGUCUCCAACAGAACCAGGUGCUCUUACAAUGGAUUACUACCAUGACCUGGCGGAGUUGUGCUUCCCCAAGAUAUCGCCGGCAAAGGUGCGCGUCUACGAGUUGUAUUGCAUUCAUCUGGGACUGGUCACCGCCACAUGUGCCGUGGAGCACGCCCGUCGCCUGGUAGCCACUAUCAGCGAUGUUGUGGGCGAGGAGGCGUUUUAAUUGCAUUGACCAUCGGCGUCAACCUAUCAUUCCGUGCAACAUUACCAGAGUUAGAACAUGAUUUCUAGUCAAUUUUCGAGACUCCUUCGCGAGAAAAUCCGAUCGAAAUUUUUUAGGUUAAGGACAACUAUCCACUGUUAUAGGCUACGCAACAAAGAUAUUUGUAAAAUAACUGGAAACAUAUUUUCUUUAAUCGUAACAAUAAAUGUGAUUACUCAGUUUCAG
Messenger RNA from Drosophila erecta, 2103 nucleotides. RefSeq names its product Hermansky-Pudlak syndrome 1 protein homolog (gene HPS1). Gene Ontology annotation, molecular function: guanyl-nucleotide exchange factor activity. Gene Ontology annotation, biological process: vesicle-mediated transport. The record is from RefSeq and is a predicted model, not a curated record. Gene Ontology annotation, cellular component: BLOC-3 complex. NCBI's taxonomy places the organism in Eukaryota, Metazoa, Arthropoda, Insecta, Diptera, Drosophilidae. Bases 88 to 1878 code for a protein of 596 amino acids. The transcript has a single exon.